AUGUAUCCAAACCACUCUUACGCUGGUUAUCACGCUAACACGAUGGGUGCGUGGAAUCAAGCUACUGUACCUCAAAAUUCACAGGGGAUUGGAUACGCAUUGCCUUACGCUCAUCCUGAGGUAACUACAUACGUUGAAAAAGCGACGUUUCCUAAUCCCUAUGGAGCUUUGUAUGCUGCUGAAAGUGACUACUAUCGUCAUUCAUACGCUAAUCCAGGUUCUCAGCAGGACUGCUAUGAUCGGCAUCGCCCCAACAUGCCGAAUACAGCUCGUCCUCCACCGAGCAUGAAAACAGAUAACAGCGAUAACACAUUUCACGCAAGUUUAUCCAUGCUAGAAAAUCCAACACAAAAUUCUGCUGCUGCAUACACUGCUAGUUGGGUUAGCAGUACCUCCAGCAUUCCACCUGAGCUGAGAGAUGAACCUGAGGUACCGUCGUUCAAUGGUUCAGCACAUAGUGGAUGC
Messenger RNA from Ostertagia ostertagi, 465 nucleotides. NCBI's taxonomy places the organism in Eukaryota, Metazoa, Nematoda, Chromadorea, Rhabditida, Trichostrongylidae. The record is from the annotation of a GenBank genome assembly.